UCACCUCACCUCAGUCCCGGCAGCAGGCAGACAGGUAAGGCUGCUGACACACUGAUCCUCAUGCUCCCUGCCCAGACUCACCUUCACUUUGGAAUCGGUUGGAUUUACUAGGACGUAAUUUUUCUAAAUAGUAUAACGAGGACAGAUCUGGAUCUGGCCAAGUCCCCCCCUGGAGUGAUCUCUGGCGCCCCCUAGGGGAUGCGCUACCAUGGCCCCGCUGGACCUGAGGAUGCCCAGGAGCCACCUGCCCCUCCUCCUGCUCCUGCUGCUGGCAGUGCGGCCCAGUGAGGAGCAGGUGUCCAUUGAAACUCUUGCAGUUGGUUCUGCAAGCACAUCAAGCAGCAGUCCCAUUGAAUACCUUCUGGAGAUUCAAGUCCAGACCUCUGAUUUUGAGGAGUUCAGGAACCUCCAGGACACCUUGAAGCUCCCCACAGCACUCUCUGAGACUAGCAACAUCACCGGCCUCAACACCACCACAGUGUGCGCCCUGGUCGCAGACAGAUUCCAGUGUGAGUGCGAGAGUACGUUCUUCUGGCCGUUAGACAGCUGCCGACAGUAUGGAAGCUGUGGACAGCAGGAAGCCACCUGUACCUGUCUCACAUCCCUGCCAGCUGAUGAUCUCUUCUGCCAGCCCAGAUUCGAAUGGCUGUACGAGGUGGAAUUGGGCAUCCCUGGUUCCCUGGCGAUGGCGGCAGAAUCUCUGGCCUUCGCCAGGCCACAGAUUAGAGAGAUCUCCAUUUCUGGUUCUCAGCUCAGCCCAGCUCUGCGUCUGACAGAGGUUAACCUCACCACAGUGUGCACCUCACCAACCGACAGCAGCAUGAAGUGCCAGUGUGAGGGGGAGUAUGGCUGGUCAUGUGAACAGUGUGAGACCUAUGGCGUGUGCACCAGUAAGAAAAUAACAGAUCCUUGUGGAUGCAUCAAUGGAUUUCCUGAUGAUGGACAGCUCUGCCGGCCAAUCAUAAGCCUCUCUUCGUGUCGUACGACAACGCCUACACCUACGACAACGCCUACACCUACACCUACGACAACGCCUACACCUACGACAACGCCUACACCUACGACAACGCCUACACCUACUCCUGCCCCAGUGGUGGCCACGCUGACCCUCACCAUGGCCAUUGAUUUCCAAGAGGCCUUCACAAAUCCAGAAAACGGCUUCUACCAAACAGUGGAGGGCUCCAUCAAAAGUAACAGCGGGAAGGCUGGCUUUACAUCGGCCACCCUGGUUCGAGUACGCCCCGGCAGUGUGAUCGUUGACUACACAGUCAACUCUGCGGGUGCGAUCCCGCCCAACGCGAUCAGGGACCUCGAGGACGGCCUCUUCUCAGACCUGGGGGCUCAAUUCUCGAUCGUCACAAAUCCACCUCUACGGUUCGAUCCGGCGGAUGUGUUCACUGGGGACGCCUUCAGGGUGUUCUGUAACCGAACCGAAGGGACGGACGGGCUUGGAGACGUUUCCUGGGAACUGAACGGGGAAGCGCUGCCCGCGAGAACCAACCCACUCACCGUCAGCCCGCUGUUCUCCCAGAGCACUAGCUUUUACAACUGCACGUAUGCAGACGGCUUCCAGGUAACGGGCGUCCUGACCGUUAAACCGAGGCCUCAGCUGAACCUGAAGCCCCUCAGCAGGACCGUGGGGUGCGUGGCCGGCCGGGAACGCAUAGUCGAGCUGGAGUGCUGCGUCCAGAGUCCCUACGAGGUCCAACUGAAUGAUCCGACCCUAACAGCCCAAGUAAUACCCCAACCAGGCGACAUACAGUGCAAGCGUUACAACUACAACAGGACCUGUGCGAACGGAGAGGUGCAGCAGCUCACCUGCCAGGAGGCCACCUACACACGGUUCAAGAGGGACCUGACUCUGACCUUCUCCACUGACGUAUUCUUCUGUGAGGACGAGGAUUAUGGGGGCGGACAGCUGCGGGACGUGGCGACGACAGGCUGCCAGCCGGACGAGACGGGGAACAUUACGGCCCAAUGCCAGGAGAACCGGACCUGGGUGCCACUACAGGACAACUGCGUCCUGUUCGUGCUCAACAACCUGCUGCAAGAGGCUGAGAACCUGGAUGCAAGUACCUUCCCAGCGUUUGUGGAUGCCCUCAGCAAUGCGACCGAGGAAAACACAAACAGGGUGUCGAAUUCUUCAGCCAACAUCCACACCAUCGUCAGCAUCUUCACACGUCUGGCAAGCGUCUCGCGGAACCUGUCCAUCGACGAGAGCCUCAUGACGGGCAUUCUGGAUACGGCAAAUGUUCUGGUGAGCGAUCGAUCCAGGGCUGCCUGGAACACCCUGAACACCAACUACACUGGAACGAACAACUUGUCAUCAGCACCUGAAGUCAUUCAAACUAUGAGCGACAGCUCAGCCUUCCUGGCUUCCAUCGAGGAGAUAUCAAAAUCCCUGUCUGACGAUCCCGACUUCAACGUCUUCACAGAGAGGAUCACCCUAAACAGGAGCAGAUUUUCUGGAUCUUUUAGUGCCAAUCUCUCCAUGGUGUCGUUGGAACUACCGGGACCGCACCGGGACAACAGCUUCAUCACCACCAUCAACUUCAACUCCCUGGACAACGUCCUCCUCCCCUCCAACGCCAGCGGUGUCAACACCAGCAACGUCAUCAACGGCAACGUGCUUCUGGUCUUGUCCAACAGCAGCGUCGACAACGUGACGUUCACCUUCGACAUCCUCAACCAAAGUCUGACGAGUCCUCAGUGUGUCUUCUGGAAUUUCAGCCUGCUGGACAACGACGGGGCGUGGGACGGCACGGGCUGUACGGCGGGGGUCUCAGAUGCCCAAAUUGUCACCUGCAACUGCAACCAUCUCACCUCCUUCUCCAUCCUCAUGUCUCCGUCCAGCCCGAGGUCAGCCAUCCUGGAUUACAUCACCUACAUCGGCGUGGGCAUAUCCCUGCUGUCAUUGGUGAUCUGUCUCAUCAUUGAAGCCAUCAUCUGGAGGAAGAUAAACAGGAACUCCACCUCCUAUCUACGACACACGUGCAUAGUGAACAUCGCCGUGUCCCUGCUGAUAGCCAACAUCUGGUUCAUUAUCGGUGCCUUCGUUUCAGACUCAGGUUCUGUGAACCCUCCGGCCUGCUUCGCAGUCACCUUCUUCAUCCACUUCUUCUACCUGUCUCUGUUCUUCUGGAUGCUGAUGUCGGGGCUGCUGCUGCUCUACCGCACCAUCAGUGUGUUCGGGGGCGGCCUGUCUGACGGGGCCAUGGUGGCCGUGGGCUUCUCCGUGGGCUAUGGCGCUCCGCUCCUCAUCGCGGUCGUCACCAUCGCGGUGACGGCUCCCAACAACGUGUUCUUCAGGCCGAUGGGCGUCUGCUGGCUGAACUGGUACGAGUCGAUGGCACUGCUGGCGUUUGUGAUCCCGGCGCUGUUGAUCGUGGUCAUCAACCUGGUGAUCCUGGCAGUGGUGUUGUACAAGAUGCUCCGCAGUCAGAGCAUGGGCAACUCGGACAGAAGCACCCUGUUGGUCAUUGUCCGCAGCCUGGCCGUACUCACGCCCUUCUUCGGGACCACCUGGGGUCUGGGCGUAGGAACGAUGACCAACCCUGAGGUCUUUGGCAUCCAUGUUACCUUCGCCCUCUUCAACUCACUGCAGGGUUUCUUCAUCUUGGUGUUUGGAACUCUGCUGGACGUAAAGGUCCGGUCUGCUCUGAAGGCGUACACGAGCACCGGGACCACUGGCACACAGAGUACUUCAGCCGGGCCGUCGACUUCCGGUGGACUGGGGUUCCUACGCAACUUGGGCAGAAGAAGAGGUUACAAUAUAAACUCUGCAGCUCCAGUGAGCACAUCUGGAGAGGCUGCAUCUUACAGCAGCUGACACCUCACAGCCAAUCAGAACAGCAGCUGACGCUUCCAGGCCAAUCAGAACAGCAGCUGACGCCUCCCGGCCAACCAGGACAUCUGGAGGGACUGAUCCUAACCACACCUGACGCCUGCCGGCCAGUCAGAACAUCUGGAGGGACUGAUCCUAACCACACCUGACGC
Messenger RNA from Gadus macrocephalus (Pacific cod), 3996 nucleotides. RefSeq names its product adhesion G protein-coupled receptor F5-like. Lineage: Eukaryota; Metazoa; Chordata; Actinopteri; Gadiformes; Gadidae. The coding region runs from base 209 to 3829 and encodes 1206 amino acids. Gene Ontology annotation, molecular function: G protein-coupled receptor activity. The record is from RefSeq and is a predicted model, not a curated record. The transcript is spliced from 20 exons. Gene Ontology annotation, cellular component: membrane. Gene Ontology annotation, biological process: cell surface receptor signaling pathway; G protein-coupled receptor signaling pathway.